AUACUGACUCUGUCUCAGCCAUCUUGGAUAAGGGCGACGACAUACAAAGGGAAUUGCUGCGGAACUUGAAAAAUACCAUUUCUUCUCAAAACACUGUCUUCCUUACUCUCGUUAUUAGACGUGCGGCUAGAGUGAACAAAGGUAUAGACUCUGACACCAGACAUCUUUCAUUAGCCCUACUCAAAAAUGGCGGUAGCAUAAGACUCCCGGGCCAUAGGUCGGUUGUAACCCGGAGGUAUUCUUCUAAAGGAGGGGGCGGUGAAGCAAUCCGGAAGUGGAUGUAAUGAAGAGGUGCCACUUGGCGGCCAUGGCAGCUGUAGUAUCGGUGGCUCCGGGUCAAGGCCCAGCGGAGUGGAGUAAUAUGGGCAGCAUCGGGUAUAGGGCAGAGACAGCUUCAUAUCAGCUUCGCUGCUGAACCCCUGAGCCCAUCGUUAGAGACCUGCAGGACUCUUGCCCCAUUCUAGACUCGGAGAGUUGGCUGGCACUGGUGGGCUGGUCCCAGCCUGGGGGGGACUGCCCCAGGGACAUAGGGGCGCCGGGAGAAAGAACAAGUUUGCUUGGGUUUUCCUCCUUUUCCUGCUGCCCCCUGGGACGUUGUCUGUGGAGGGAGUGGGCCCAUUGUGCCACCAUUCCGACCAUUGAAGAAAUCGCUCUUUCGCAUACCUUUAACUGUUAACCGUAGGGAAUCCAGUGACUGGCAUCUGAAAACGCAGGGUCCGGGACCUGAGAUUGCUGGAAGUUCUGUCUGGUGCUAAUAUCAGGAAAAAGGGGCUGUUUCCAGGUGCGUUCCAGAGAAGGGUUUCGUGAACACAUCUGCUGGUGGGGAGGACGAAAGAACUGGAAAGUCCGCUUGUUCUCUUGGAAACACCACACGCGUUUAAGAACCUAAGGACCCUUCGAAGCCACUGAAAAUCUGUAGUCUGCUGGCGGUGGGUAAAUAAAGGAGGACAGAAUGGAUGAUUUCAUCUCCAUUAGUCUGUUGUCUCUGGCUAUGUUGGUGGCAUGUUACGUGGCUGGAAUCGUUCCCUUGGCUGUUAAUUUCUCUGAGGCAACAGUUGGCUAGAGCUGACUAGCCGUAGCUUGUCACAGUCCUCCUUGACUGUGAAGCCUACCUCACUUACUUGGGCCACCUGUCCAGUACUUUGUGAGCCUGCUCCUCCAACUAUCUGGAGCGGCUAAAGCUGGUGACUGUUUUGGGUGCUGGCCUUCUCUGUGGAACUGCACUGGCGGUCAUCGUGCCCGAAGGAGUACACGCACUUUAUGAAGAUAUUCUUGAGGGUAAACACCACCAAGUGAGUGAAACACAGAAUGUGAUUGCAUCAGACAAAGCAGCAGAAAUACCAGUUGCCCAUGAACAUGAGCACAACCAUGACCACACACAGCUGCAUGCCUAUAUUGGUGUUUCCCUCGUGCUGGGCUUCGUUUUCAUGUUGCUGGUAGACCAGAUUGGCAGCUCCCAUGUGCAUUCUACUGAUGAUCCAGAAACAGCAAGGCCCAGCAAUUCCAAAAUCACCACCACACUGGGUCUGGUCGUCCAUGCUGCAGCGGAUGGUGUGGCCUUAGGAGCAGCAGCCUCUACUUCACAGACUAGCGUCCAGUUAAUUGUGUUUGUGGCAAUAAUGCUACAUAAGGCACCAGCUGCUUUUGGGCUGGUUUCCUUCCUAAUGCAUGCUGGCCUAGAACGGAAUCGAAUCAGAAAACACUUACUGGUCUUUGCACUGGCAGCCCCAGUUAUGUCCAUGGUGACAUACUUAGGACUAAGUAAGAGCAGUAAAGAAGCCCUUUCAGAGGUCAAUGCCACUGGAGUGGCCAUGCUUUUCUCUGCCGGGACAUUUCUUUAUGUUGCCACAGUACAUGUCCUCCCUGAGGUGGGUGGAAUGGGGCACAGCCACAGACCCGACCCCACUGGCGGGAGGGGCCUCAGCCGCCUGGAGGUGGCCGCCCUGGUUCUGGGUUGCCUCAUCCCGCUCAUCCUGUCAGUAGGACACCAGCAUUAAAGGUCGGAUUCGGGCCUCAGGCCACAGCUGUUCGCCAUCCCGUGAGAACAGCCAGCACGUGACAGCUGCUCACUUCCUCAGUCUCUUGUCUCACCUUGCCCCAUCUCCACCUGUGUUCCUAGAGUCCGGAGGGAGGUGAGAUUAAAACCUGGAGUAAUGGAAAGCUUUUAGAGUAGAAACAACACACUGUGACUGGAUAGAGACAUUCCGUUGUGUUGUUUUUUUAAAGGGCCCUUGGCAUUUUGAGUUUUGAUGUUUCUCUUAACCCUAUGCUCAGGGAAGAUGGAAUUUCAUUUUAAGGAAAAGUGGAGAACUUCAUACUCACAAUGAAAAAGUAAUUAUGAAAGUAUAGUGUUCUGUAAUUAAGCUGGAUCUCUGUCUUAGUUUAGAGGCUCUGCCACUUACUUUAUCCAUUGAUUUUUAACAUGGUUCUCACCGUGUAAGACUGGUGCUUUAGCGUCUGUGCCACACGCCUUGAUAAAGGUCAUCAUGCCCACUGUCUUAGAUGCUAAAGACAAUUGUAGUUUAUUUGGGGCAAGAGUCAGGAAAAUGACAGCAAGGCACAUGAAAAGCUGACUUUUUACUCGAGAGCUGUCCGUUGAAAAGAGGCUGUCUUGGAGAGACUUAACACCUCCUUUCGCGUCCGCCUCUUCCUCUUUAAAGAGAGCCCGCUGUUCAUCAGUGGAGCAACAGAGAUGGACUAGCAUCGAAGGAGGAGGCCACUAGUAUUUCUUCUCAAGUUCUCCUUUGCAGAGUACCUGCCUCCAGUGCAAAGGAGCCAAGUUCUGGUAGGUUCAGGCCCACUCAGGCUUUCCUUCAAAAACAGUCAGAUCCCAAAGUGUCUUUUGAAAUGAAGGGAUGUUAAUUUCAAGUAAGUUUGGAUAGUAAGUGACGUUUUUGUCAUAAUCUUUUUAAAAGUAAGAUAACCAAAACCCUGUGUUGUCCCUUUUUUUCUUUUUACGUAUUUAUCUUAGCAGACUAGCAGUCCCUCUGGCAAAAUACUUGGUGUCCUUUGGAGAGUGCUAGGUCAGCGUCACAUAAGCACCUGUAGCAGUGAAGAGAGUCAAGAUGUAGGACAAGUGAGAAGUGUUUGCCUCUUGAUUUAAAGCUUAUUGAAAUCAUGUCUCUUGUCUCUUCAUCUUUUCCGUGCUUUCCUCCUGACCGCUCCCCCCCCAGCCCCUCCUCCCUAUCUAUAAUUUGCUGCUUACUGCGGGUGGCGAUGUUGGUAUCUGUGUGAAUUGAAUUCUCAUCAGGACAACCACUUCUUGAACUGUGAUGAUGAAGAUAACAUUGUCUCUGUUCUUUAUUCCCUUCAAUGAAGUUACCUUUGUGUCAAAUGCAACUUUGUUAACCCCUUAAAAUAUCACUUCCUCAUAUGUGAGAUGACACAAUCACUAAUGUUCUGGUCAUUUAAACAGUUCAGAUAGUAAAAGUGUUUAACAAACUGGGAUGAUUUUUCCAUAUUUGCCAAAUCCCUGUAAACUUUCUGUUAUCAACUAAGUGUAUAAUAGUAUGUUAUUAAUUUAUUUUGAUCUUCUGUACCAUUUCAAAACACAUUAUAUAAAGAGGGAACCAAGAUUAUGUUCUUCAGGGCAGUGGGUUUAGGAGUUCGUAAAAUGUCUUAUAUGACGUAUAUACCAGCAUGCCUAUAAUUUCUUUAUUUCCUUCCUGGAUUUGUCACUGGGUCAGCAGCUAUGGAAACAGAACUUGCGAGCCCUCUGCCGGCCGUAGACCAAAGUAGCAUAAAUAGGAUAGGGUUUUCUAUAGUGGCUGGCAACCAUUGCAUACGAUUUGUUAAAACCAACAGAAGGCACAGUCUGGAAAGUCUGAGUGACUUUCCUGAUAACAGCUCUGACUUAUGGGAGUCAUGGGGCUUCGUCUGGCCCUUCGAGAUGUCAUGGUUGCCUUGAUUCUCCCUGGAAAUUUACUUUGUUAAUAAAUAGUACAUCUUAGUGUCUGGUUUGGUUUGGGUAGCAGCACUUCCUAUCAUACUGUUGCGUGCAAUCAUGAGAAAUUCGUUCUGCUGGCCGAAGCCUCUUUCAGCAGUGCUUUGCCAUCAUUAAAAGUUUGGCUAGAAUAUCUUGCUUGGUGGGGGGGCCUUGAACUCUGGCAAGGACUGAACCAUCAAACUUCCAAAUUUGCGUUCCCCUCUGGACCUCGCGUUAACAAGCAGACCUUGCAAGGCCUACCAGCUUUUGGGAGCUGCGGGCUUUCCCAGAUUUUAAAGCUGCUGCCUCAGGAGCUACUCAUUUCUCUCCUGGUCAGCAGGCAGAAAUAGCCAUACUAACCUUAGAGGGCUCAAACGCACCUCUAGGCAGCAGGGGACCGAGCAGCAUGGCAGAGGCCUUCUUCACUGGGGGAGGAACUUGCUCGUGCUGGGCAGUGUCCCAGAAGGGGCCACAGUGGUGGUCACUUACUGGCACAUUUCAGUUCUGUUUUCCUCUUGUGUUCACUGCCUCCUUAGAUGUAGAUGCCUUAAUGCUCUCAUGCAUUUGGAAACAUUGGCCAUACUUAAGUUGCUGCCAUGAUCACAGAUGGAAUUAUUGGCUACCAAAGAGAUGCACCUGAUGAUGAAGAGUACAGCCCUUCCUUCCUCAUAACCAAAGUUAGUCUUCAUUGCAAUUUGACUCCAUUUCCUUGGUAGGGACAGAUUUCUUCAGAUUCCGAAUGUACUCUUAAAUGGCAAAUGAAGGUGGAAAACGCUACUGGUCCAUUCCCCUCCCUUGUUUUCCAGCGAGUUGCGUAUCAGUCCCCAUUUCCCCGAAGCAGCGCUGUUCUAGGGCUGGCUGCUUUCCUGUGCAUGCUGUUGCCAGAUUUUUUUAGGCAGAGGCUCUGCACUGGAGUGUAGAGAGUUGGAAACAGUUCCAUCAACAGAGGCUACGUGUUCUCUCUUCCCCCUAUCACUUUUCUAUCACCUAUUCAAAACAGUUGAGUCAGCCCUGUUCUUGUAUUUUGAAUCAUUAGAGAAAGGACAGAGGUGGUCGUUUCGCAGGGUCAGUUCUUUGCACAGAGGAGACGAUGAAAUUGUGUUUUUUACCAGCCUACUUCUAAGUGUCACUGCCUGGUUUUUCUCUUUUUCAAGGAUUAGAACUAGAAGGACACACCAGCAUUGGAGUAUUAUGCCCCUCAGACCCAUGGUAACUAGAUACUAAACAGGGGAGCUGUCUACCAACAGCCCAGACCUCCAGAAAAUUUCUUGCCUACAGGGCCUCUGGGCCCCUUGAGAGACUGGAGAAUAUUGACCAGAUUCUUCCCAAACUGCUGCAGUGGAAGGUGAUCUACAGGAGAACCAUCCUUCCAUUAGAAAAUUUCUACUCAAAACAGAGUGAUCCCAAGAGCACUGUUGGGGAUGCUAUGAAAAUAAAACCAAUGAUGGAGCUCUACCCCCCCCUGCUUUGUACCUGAGACAUCUAGAUUAACCCCAGGAGAUUUGAGGGGAAUUUGUGACUUGUAGGAAAAGACUAGACAACCAUUGGGAAUUCUCUAGAUAUGCUCAUCCGAACGCAAGGAAAUUGGCUUUGAUCUUUUUUCUGAUAGCAUCUUCUAGCAAGUUGGAAGUCUCAUGGGAUAAAACUGCAGUUCCCCUGGUUCAGUAGUCCAAACAGUGAUUUUAAAUGUCCCCUUUUCUGGAUCCUUUGUAAACAUGAAAUCAUUCCAUGGAUGGCUGCCUUAUAAUUUUGUCUCUUUCCACGUUAAUUGUGAAUGGUUAAACAAUUUUUUUUGCUGUUUUCUGAUUUGUUUUAUGAUAUUAAAUUUUUAUUAGCGGA
This is a messenger RNA of Mirounga angustirostris (Northern elephant seal), 5764 nucleotides long. It is a transcript of the gene SLC39A9, whose product is annotated as solute carrier family 39 member 9. Gene Ontology annotation, molecular function: metal ion transmembrane transporter activity. NCBI's taxonomy places the organism in Eukaryota, Metazoa, Chordata, Mammalia, Carnivora, Phocidae. The transcript is spliced from 8 exons. Gene Ontology annotation, biological process: zinc ion transport; transmembrane transport. Gene Ontology annotation, cellular component: membrane. The record is from RefSeq and is a predicted model, not a curated record. The coding region runs from base 1428 to 1997 and encodes 189 amino acids.